AUGUCAUGCGGUGCUCUCACUAUAUCCCAACGUCCACUUGACCCUCAGCACGAGGAUGAGCGCGAUCUUCGAAUAUACUUGAUCAUGGUCAAGUUCUAUGAUACCUCCUUCACUUAUGACUACCCAUUUUCCGCCGUCAGCCUAGCUUACUUUCUCCGCUACCCCAACCCCUUCGCUACUCACGUGCUCUCAACUGAUGUCAUAAGCCGCCAUUUUGACCCGGACAAACAACAGCUGAGCACGACUCGCCUGCAGCUCAAAAAGUCCAAAAUCCCGCAACCGAUUCUGAAGAUACUGCCGAAAGGCAUCCUCGGCAGGGGCGGCCAGACUGGUCAGAGUUUUGUCUUGGAGACAAGCUUGGUAGAUAUCAAGGAAGGAUGGAUGAAAACAGAGUCAAGAAACAUGGAGUGGACAGGCAUCUUGAGUGUGAUAGAGAGACAGACGAUCCGGCGGCCACCGAGGGCGCAAAUUGAAGAGCAAGCAAAAGGUGGCGACUUAGUGGAGGCGAUGAAAAAUGAGGACACAGAAGUCAAUGCCACAGUCACACUGGUGUCGCGAUUCGGUCAAGCGAGGAUGCGGAGGAGACAAGAAGCACGGAACGCGGCCAACAGUACUGAGUCUGAGGAGGAAGCGCCACCUAAGAAGGGAUUCUUUGCGUCUUGGUCAACAGCGGGACUGCAGCGCACUAUCGAGACGUAUGGCUUGCAGCGAACCCGGCAGUCAUUUACCAAGAGCACAGAGGGGAUGAAGGUUGUACUCGACCGGCUUCGUGGUGGUGGUCUCGUUAGAGUUCUUGAAGGCAUGAAGCAGGAUGGCCAGCCCACACUUGGUCAGAAUGGAGCAUGGAAAGAGACAUGGAGGCAAGGAAGGGAAGAACAGGAUUCAUGA
This is a messenger RNA of Bacidia gigantensis, 888 nucleotides long. RefSeq lists its product as uncharacterized. Gene Ontology annotation, molecular function: phosphatidic acid transfer activity. Gene Ontology annotation, biological process: phospholipid transport. The record is from RefSeq and is a predicted model, not a curated record. The coding region runs from base 1 to 888 and encodes 295 amino acids. Lineage: Eukaryota; Fungi; Ascomycota; Lecanoromycetes; Lecanorales; Ramalinaceae. The transcript has a single exon. Gene Ontology annotation, cellular component: mitochondrial intermembrane space.